UUAAACGAUUAACUGUGAUUUUGACUGUUUGAAUCAGAAGUGCUCACGAGCCCCGUUCAUUCUUCAACGUUUUUGCGAACGUAACGUGUGAAGUUUUUCAUUCCAUUGUAAGUGAGCUUGUUUCGUGUCCCUUGCGACUUAAAAGAAUGCGUUACUUAGCCGCUUACAUGUUAGCCUCCCUCGGAGGAAACAAAAGUCCAUCUGAGAAAGACAUUGAAAAGAUCUUGUCUAGUGUAGGAAUUGAAGUUGACAAAGAAAGAUCCAAGAAAGUAGUGUCGGAACUGAGUGGUAAAGACAUUAAUGAAAUCAUCGCAGCUGGAAAAUCAAAGCUUGCAUCUAUGCCUGCUGGUGGAGCAGUAGCAGUUUCUUCUGGUGGUGCACCUGCUGCAGCAGCAGGAGGAGGCUCGGCUUCACCUGCAAAGGAAGAUAAGAAAGAAGCCAAGAAAGAAGAAUCGGAUGAAUCAGACGAUGACAUGGGAUUCGGUCUCUUUGAUUAAAGUCUUUUUUACUCUUUA
Molecule: messenger RNA, 515 nt
Organism: Argiope bruennichi
Lineage: Eukaryota; Metazoa; Arthropoda; Arachnida; Araneae; Araneidae
Product: 60S acidic ribosomal protein P2-like
Exons: 4
Coding region: 147-497 (116 amino acids)
Biological process (GO): cytoplasmic translational elongation
Cellular component (GO): ribosome; cytosolic large ribosomal subunit
Molecular function (GO): structural constituent of ribosome
Source: RefSeq, a predicted model, not a curated record